CCAGACAGAAGAAGAAACGAUGAAGGAACCUACCCUGUCUACCCACUAUUCCGGAGAAUCGGACGUCUCCACAGUCGAGUCGAAGCCAGGACUAGAUCGGGUACCUCCAGAUCCUUGCCGUAAUGACUGCGAUCCAACAACUGCAGCGACUGAAGUUGGGCCAGGCCAUGAUGCUAUGGCGGCAGCAAAGAUCCAGGAAUUCAAACAGGAGAUGGAGAGAAUUAUUGCUGGGCGUGAUGUGCCAAAGUCCUCUCACAUGGAUGUCCCGAAUUCCGAACGUUCUGUAGAGUCGAUUGUAGCCAAGUCUUUGCUAAGGCCGAGCGUGCCCUCGUUCUACCCCGGUUUCAAAAAAGUGGGAACAGCCGACCACGGAAAUGAACACGUGACUGACGGGAAGACGUCCACAAACAACCGCACUACACGUCCACCGCCAGGGAUUGCUCACCAGCAUGGAAGUCAGAUACAUCCAAAUUGGGCACAUGUACAGUUUAAUGCGGGGCACAUUCCAGCAGGAAAUUUCCAAACCCAUCAUGCAGCUUCCAGAACAGAUCAUGGGCAGAAACCGUUCGACUUCCGGUCGACAUUAACCAACCCUCGAACAUGUAAUCAACCUCCCGCUCUGAAUAAGUUACAAAUGCAGCCAACUCAGGCAGCGGCGGCUGCUUUGAUAAUGGCAAACUGUCUGCAGCAACCCUCUAGACGAGAUGUAACGUGUAACCCACAGCCAGCGCCACAGAACAAGCCUUAUAACGACUUCCAGCCACCUCCUAGGUAUCAACAGUAUCAACAGCAUUAUGGCCACAUUGGUGUGCAGAACCCGUACCAAGGGAAUACAGCGAGGAAUCCACCCCCCGGCUUCAACGAAACUCCACAGGCUCCAGUUCGCAAUCGGGAACACGCUGCUUUUCGAUCGGAACAAGUACAUCAACAGCACCCUAUACCUCUACAACAGCAACUAGCAUUCAGGUUUUCUGCAGAACAAAGCUUCCAGCAUCCGCAGCAACAACCAAACAUUGGUAAUAGAUUCACUCAGCCCCAAGUCCAGAACUUACACCAACACCAACUUGCCCAGCAGCAACAACAUCAACAGAACCAACAACAGAACCAACAUCAACCGCAACACCAUCCCCAUAACCAUCAACAUCAACAGCAAUAUCGUCCCCUGCAACAACCACACCGCCUUCCCCAUCAACCGCACCCACCUCUUCACCCACUCCAACCACAGCAGCACUUUCUUAACCCCGAAGGUCCCUCCAUUCCAGUACUUCAACAAGAUACAGAACGGGUCGCAACAAACUACUAUGGAUAUGCGCGCUGGCUGGCAUCUCAACAUACAAACGGAGAACACAAACUGCAACAACGGAAAUGUCGAUCUGUGUGAGGAAAGCUCAACGCCUUUGAUAACGUUAAACAGUUCCAGGCUCACAGAUGAUCCGAUACUUAACGGUUCAGUUGCAGAUGAUCCUGGAAUGAAAACUGAUGUGACGACUGAUGUACCGACUAAGAGUGUUCUGGUCAAGGGGAUGUCGGCUAGUGCGGAGAGUAUACCGAGCCUGGUGAAAGGCGACUGUAACAGGGAAAGUUCCAAGGACAAACACCGGAGCUCCAAGUUCCGGUCACGCCGUACAAACCUUGUGCGCAUCUAUCCUUCCAAAGACUGUUCUUAAUCACAUGACAGGUCACUGUGAACUGUUCAUAUAUUGUCGGGUGUAACGAUACUAUUUUAAUAUAUGCUAUUGUUUUAUAUGUGUUGUGUCUUAUAUAAUGAGUUAUAUUAAAUGGACUAUUGUUUUAA
Messenger RNA from Pecten maximus, 1795 nucleotides. Its product is annotated as protein tweety-like. The record is from RefSeq and is a predicted model, not a curated record. The coding region runs from base 20 to 1381 and encodes 453 amino acids. NCBI's taxonomy places the organism in Eukaryota, Metazoa, Mollusca, Bivalvia, Pectinida, Pectinidae. The transcript has 2 exons.